Ostrinia nubilalis (European corn borer) is the source of this 2869-nucleotide messenger RNA. Its product is annotated as motile sperm domain-containing protein 2-like. The transcript has a single exon. Bases 129 to 1511 code for a protein of 460 amino acids. Lineage: Eukaryota; Metazoa; Arthropoda; Insecta; Lepidoptera; Crambidae. The record is from RefSeq and is a predicted model, not a curated record. Gene Ontology annotation, cellular component: endomembrane system; endoplasmic reticulum-endosome membrane contact site.
AACUAUUUGUCAUCCAUCCAUGUCCAUCCGUUCAUUGUGUACCUACCUACUUUAUCAAUUCGAUCUAAUUUGCUUGUUCUAAUCGUUACAUUGAUGUAAUAGUCGCCCAGUGAUAACUAAACUCCAAAAUGGUGAAUCCUAGUGACCUCAGAGCUGCUUUUGAAGCAAAAUUGAAGGAGGGAAUACCGAAUCCUCCCGGGGAGUUUCACCCUUUGGACUUGGAACGUAUAAAAGAUGAUAAAUACCUGAACAGGAUAUUGGUACAGCAAGAGAAUGACCUCAAAAUGUCAGUCGAUAUGUUGUGGAACAUCCUGGUUUGGAGAAAAACAGUCAACGCCAACGAAUUGAACGAAAGUUCGAUCAGAAUGGACUAUGUUAAAGAGGGAUUGCUCUUUCCACAUGGGAGAGACAUUGAUGGGUGUCUACUGUUGAUAAUUAAGCUGAAAAUGCACGUCAAAGGUCAGAAAGACUAUGAUGAGAUCAAAAAAGUGCUAAUUUAUUGGCUUGAUAGGAUAGAAAGAGAAGAAAAUGGGAAAAAAGUGACCUUGUUUUUUGAUAUGGAUGGUUGUGGACUCAGUAAUAUGGAUAUGGAGUUAAUAAAAUACAUGAUCAGCCUUUUCAAGCUUUACUAUCCUUUGUUCCUAAAUUAUAUCGUCGUUUUCCAAAUGCCGUGGGUCUUGAACGCUGCGUUUAAAAUUGUGAAGUCUUUGCUGCCUCCGAAGGCUGUAGAAAUCAUGAAAUUCUGUAAUAAAGACACUUUGAAGGAUAUUGUGCCGCCUGAACAAGCGUUAGUCAGUUGGGGCGGUAAAGAUAAUUAUACGUUUGAGUUCGUCUCUGAGAAUCGGUCAGGGUCUGAGCAUACACCGAAGAAAGUCACCUUUGCCGAGCAAGGGGACAGUCAGCAUUCUCUCGGAGAAAUGCUGAGGCUCUCUCCGAACGAUACAAUUUUAUUCAAGAGUGACAACGAAGAGAUGUCAGGCCAGUUCGUAAUCACCAAUAUGGAUGAGAGUGCUAUAUCAUUCAAAAUCAGAACAACGUCCCCUGAAAAGUUCCGUGUACGACCCAGUUCUGGUACAUUGCCUAGCGGUGCAUCCCAAACUGUAUUAAUCGUUGUACAACCUGGCUUCCAUCUACGUACAGUAACUAAAGACAGAUUCCUAGUAAUGUCAGUACAGAUACCCAAAACUGAUCUCUCACCAAAGGAACUAAGCGACGUGUGGCAAAACUCGACUGGUAGCAAGGUAGAUGAGUACCGUCUCAAAUGUCAGUUCCCUGAGAAAGAAUUUGCUAAAAAUGGCAAUAUCAGCGAUGGAAAAAUGCACGAAAAGCAAGAUUCAGUGACGAACGCACUGAACAACUUGCAGCAAAACUACGAAAUACUCCAUCGUGAUAUGAGGAAGUUGAAGACGAUGCAAUUUUUGACCUUAUUCAUGACCGUAGCAGCGCUCAUUUUGGGUUACCUCGUCUACAAGAAUACAAGUGAGAAUGGUAGAUAUUGCGAGCGAAUCUAGCCUUUAAGUUUUGUGGUUUUCGAAACCACUUUCGACGUUGAAGUGUUGUGGAACGGUGUGUUGUUUAGCGUACUCACUGUUAACACGGUAAUGUUCGUAAUAUACUGUCAAUUACUGCGUAAAGUGGAAGUCUUGCACAUAAUUCAGUAGUGGGUUUAGACGUAUUCAAGUUAGGUGGUAUUAUGUUUGUGUUUAGCAUCACAUUAUUUCCUUUUUGUACUAUUUAUACGAUAGAUUAUAGGGCUAUCGCUUAAUACAGUUGGUGCCUGAGGGUGAUUUUGUGACGGUCAAACGUCAGCGAGUCUUCAGAUUUGAAUGAUUUGUCACGUCAUAAAUAUCAAUGUCACCUCUUCUGUGUCGGUCCCAUACCUCAGGUACUAACUGAGUCAAGCCCUAUACCUUUAUAUGAACCAUGUCAUAGGUUAGAAAUACUACAACAGCCUUUUUAUAUGUAUUAUAGGAUAUACAAUAAUCAUUGUGAGGGAAAAAUAGUUAGGCACUACUCUUAUGUACAAAAUAUUAUCAUGUAUAAAGCUUAUUAAUAUACUAUGUGAUUAAAAUUUACUAUAAAACAUUCCAUGUAAUGCAUGAUAUUUAAAAGAAUAAUGUAUAAACAUUAAAUUAACAAAUGAAAUUAAAGAUAGCUAAUAUAUUUCGGCUUUAUCGUUAGAUCUUUCUGGAAAAGAUGUAAAUUGUUAUUUAUAUUGUUGAAAAUAAAGUUACAGAUGCUUUUAAUAUAAUUUAUUAAGUUGUCUCUCUAUUUUAUGUAUUUAUACCUAAGAUUAUAUUGAAUGUCAAGAUAGCAGACUACGAUUUUGUUUAAAAAACUUAAAAACUAAAAAAUUGGGGCAUCACUAUGUUCUUAAGAAGGAAUUAGAAUUCAUUGUCAUCAUCAUUUCAGCCACAGGACGUCCACUGCUAAACAGGACUCCCCCAAUGAUUUCCAUGGCCAGUUGGUAGCGGCCUGCUUCCAGCGUCUUCCUGCCUCAGACAAGUGGCAAAACAUAACGCUUGUAAUUUUAAAAUCCCUUCACGAUCACGAAGCGAAAUAACUACAAACUACGUACGAUACACCCACAAGGUGGACCGACGAACUUAUAAAGGUAGCCGGAAGGCGCUGGAUGCAGGCCGCCACCAACCGGCCACUGUGGAAAUCAUCGGGGGAGGCCUAUGUUCAGCAGUGGACGUCCUAUGGCUGAAAUGAUGAUGAUGACGUAGGAACCUUCAAGGAUCAGCUCUUUACAAUGUACGAAAUAGCACAAGUUCAAAAGCACUAUAUUUUAUUUAAUUUACAUGCGAAUCCAUUUUGAUAAUCAUGAUCAUCAAAUAAAAAAUAGUAGUGUACUUAUUCCUAAGAA